AUGGGAAAAAGCAUCUUUAAACAUAAGACAUUUGGAAGGAGCUUCAGCCAUUCUCCAGACUUGAUUAUAUCUAACACUUUCUCCUUCUGGUGGAGAAAACCCUUCAGUUACCACUCAGACCUAAUUAAAUUUCAUAGACUGCAUGUUGGAAAAAAGUUACAUGAACAGAAUAAAUGUGGAAAAUCUCUUGGCACAAUAUCAAACAGUAACAAAUUGCAGAGUAAGUUUGAUAAAGCCUUCAUCAAGAAGGGACACUCUCUUGCCCAUCUGAAAAUUUAUGCUGGCAAGAAACCCUUUGAAUGUAAUGAAUGUGGGAAAUUUUUCAGUAAGAGGAUAAACCUUAUUAGUCAUCAGAGAACUCAUACUGGAGAGAAACCAUUUUCAUGUGGUGGAUGUGGAAAAAGUUUCGGCCAGAGGGCAUGUCUUAUUAGUCAUCAGAGAAUUCAUACUGGAGAGAAGCCAUUUGCAUGUAAUGAACAUAGAAAAGGCUUUUGCCAAAGGGGACAUCUUAUUACACACCAGAGAAUUCACAGUGGAGAGAGACCCUUUGAAUGUAAAGAAUGUGGGAAAGCCUUCAUCAGGAGGGGUCACCUUAGUACACAUCAGAGAAUUCAUACUGGAGAGAAGCCUUUUGUUUGUAAUGAAUAUGGAAAAACAUUUCAUGAGAGGAGAAACCUUAUUAGCCAUCAGAGAAUUCAUACUUCAGGAAAACCCUUUAGAACUCAUGCUGGAGAAAAACCCUUUGAAUAUAUUGAAUGUGGGAAAGCUUUCUGUGUGAAGUCAAACCUUAAUAGACACCAGAGAACUCAUACUAAAGGGACAUGCUUUGCCUGUAAUGAAUGUGAGAAAGCCUUCAGUGAAAGAGGAACUUAUAUUGGAGAGGAAUGUUUUGCAUAUAAUGACAGUGGGAAUGCCAUCAUCAAGCAGGAACUACUCAAAAGCCAUUAUAGGAUUCAUGCAGGAAAGAAACCCUUUGCAUGUAAUGAAUGUGGAAAAGCCUUUAGCAAGAGGGGAUACCUUAUUAGACAUCAGAGAAAUCACAAAAACAAUUAG
Molecule: messenger RNA, 1053 nt
Organism: Dromiciops gliroides (monito del monte)
Lineage: Eukaryota; Metazoa; Chordata; Mammalia; Microbiotheria; Microbiotheriidae
Product: gastrula zinc finger protein XlCGF8.2DB-like
Exons: 3
Coding region: 1-1053 (350 amino acids)
Source: RefSeq, a predicted model, not a curated record